AUGGAGUCUUUGCUGGCCAUCUUGGAGUCCAUAUGUCAAUACUCAAUUGCUCAAAUCACUCAACUCUUUGCUGUCCAUCUUGGAGUCCUACAACUUGCUGCUGUUUCUGUAGAAAACUUUAUUAUUGCUAGACUCUGUUAUGGUGCUUUGGUAAUCUAUUACUUCCUCCGUCUAGGACUUGCUGCUGUUUCUGUAGAAAACUCUAUUAUUGCUGGACUCUGUUAUGGUGCUUUGUUAGGAAUGGGAAGUGCUUUAGAAACACUUUGUGGACAAGCAUAUGGAGCUAAACAAGUAGACAUGUUAGGUGUUUAUUUGCAAAGGUCCUUGAUAAUACUCAACACAACAGUAUUGGCCUUAGUAUUUUUCUACUUAUUUGCCAAUCAAAUUCUGGUACUCCUUGGCCAGCCUAUGGACAUAGCAAAAUGGGCAAGUAAAUUUUCUCUUUGGAUGAUUCGUCAACUAUUUGCCUAUGCUGUGAACUUCCCUAUUCAAAAAUUCCUUCAAGCCCAAAGCAAGAUGAUGGUUAUGGUCAUUAUAGCCACAGUCGCGCUAGUUGACCAUACCCUUUUGAGCUGGUUUUUCAUGAUGAAAAUGGAUCUGGGGCUAGUGGCUGGAGCUGUAGUGCUAAAUGUCUCAUGGUGGUUCAUGGCACUUGCUCAAUUUGUUUACAUUUUGUGUGGGACUUGUGGUGAAGCUUGGUCUGGAUUUACUUCCAAGGCAUUUGAAAAUAUUUGGGGAUUUGUUAGGUUGUCACUUGCGUCUGGUGUAAUGAUAUGCUUAGAGUAUUGGUACUUCAUGGCUUUGAUUCUCUCCGCUGGAUACGUAAAGGACGCAAAAAUUGUUGUUGACGCAGUCUCCAUAUGCACCAGCUUACUUGGGUGGAUGUUCAUGUUGUGCAUUGGUUUUAAUGCAGCAAAAAGUGUUAGGGUGUCAAAUGAACUAGGAGCUGGGCACCCCAGAGCAGCAAAAUUUUCAGUCCUAGUGGUGUCAAACUGUCAAUUACUUCACUUUUACUUGGAGUGA
Solanum tuberosum (potato) is the source of this 1023-nucleotide messenger RNA. RefSeq names its product protein DETOXIFICATION 29-like. Gene Ontology annotation, biological process: transmembrane transport. The coding region runs from base 1 to 1023 and encodes 340 amino acids. The transcript is spliced from 5 exons. Lineage: Eukaryota; Viridiplantae; Streptophyta; Magnoliopsida; Solanales; Solanaceae. Gene Ontology annotation, cellular component: membrane. Gene Ontology annotation, molecular function: antiporter activity; xenobiotic transmembrane transporter activity. The record is from RefSeq and is a predicted model, not a curated record.